AUGGAUACGACCAUAGGGAGCUCGACUUCAGGGCAUACUGACAAGGCGAACGGGCGCGUGGGUUUACAACAAGGAGAAGACCUUGAAAACGACAAUUUUAAUAUAAAAAAUGUUUUGAACGCACUUUCUUUGACAUCGUCAUCAAAUGGGUCACCAGACUCGGCCAAUUCCUUUUGGUCUGGUUCUAACAAGACAUGCUCUGUUAUUGAUGGAGAUUCGGCUUAUCCUGAGGCAUCAGCGCUUGCCAGAAUAACAACAGACAAGCUCACACAAAGCGGCGAGGAGGAAAUUCAAAAACUUGUUUCGGAUUUGAAAUCACUUUCGGUCACAGAUUCUCAUUCCCAGUCCAAUCUGGAUUUAAGGCCAGAAGCCCAACAAAGUGCGCAGAACUCGGGUAGUCCUGUUGACCGGCUAAAUGCUUCAAAGACACAACCGGGUUAUUCUCCUCUGAGUGCUGGAAUCUGCCACACACAAAUAUCAGCAAACUAUAAGAGACACAGAAUUGUUCAGGAACUAUAUCAGACUGAGAGAGUUUAUCUCUGUUCGCUAAAGCUUUUGCUGGAAGUGUAUGUCAAACCUAUCAGUAUUGAGUACCUGAAUGCAGUUCCGGUUAUGGGUUUCCAAGCUGUGCUGGAGAAGAUGAUCGAAAGUCAUUCAAUUCUUUUGUGGGACAUCAAGACGUUAUGCUCAAGACUAAGUGGAACAGAAUUUGGAAUAUCGCCUGCCUCUAUAUCAUCGGAUUAUGAACUCUAUAAGAGAAGCGAAGCAGAUGAUGUGACUGGCAAACCAGUUUUCAUUUCCUCCUUUGUGGAAAUACUUGAAAAAAGUGCAAUCCCAGUCUACAUAUAUGUCGAAUACUGCUCUAGACACUCUAGAUUUGUUUCGUUCACCCAAGGCAUCAACAUUGCCAAAUAUUCUGAGAAGCUUUGGAGCAUACUCAAGAAGGACGAGUAUUGGAACCUCGGCUCGAAAGCUCAAACAAGCUACAACAACAUGGACUUGUCGUUCAAUUCGUUGGUACAAAAACCUCUGGUAAGAUCCGGAAAGUAUCGACUGAUACUAGAAUCGCUGAGAAGUGCUGAGCUUUCUUCUCAGGUCUGUGAUCCGUUCGUUCUCGAAAGGAUAGAGACAGCACUAUCAAUCAUCAAGCAGCAACUCAACCAGAUCAACCAAAAUCUCUACAAAUCCAUUAAUCGCGCUGAGUUAGUUCAAAGACUCCUCGGCUUGAAUACUCGGAACAGAGCAAUUCUGAGUGAGCACUUUCAAAUGCCGAUCUCAUCUUCGGGUUCCGGGGGAGUAGACUAUCGAAUAUUUGGUGACCCCAUCUUGUGCGGCUCAAUGGAUGCUAUUUGGAUCGAAAGCAAGGGCACAGUUAUGCAUCAGGCAAUGGCCAUGUUGUUGUUCAAGUCUCAUGUUCUUCUUGCUAAUAGCUCUGGUGAUGUCAAAUUCAUCGUUCCUUUGUCAGUUUGCAAGAUCCUAAAGGGUGCACCAGAAUUUGACUCCGGUGGUCUGACACUGUUGAACUCGAUCAUGGUGCCAAAGCAUUUCAAACUGGUCUUUGAAAGAAAGUAUUGUAUUUACGAAAUUCUUUUAGUUUCGCACUCAUUGCUGGAAACUGAAAUAUGGAAAUACUAUAUGGAUUUGCUCAUUUAUCAUGUCAAUGGGAGUUACAAGUUUGACUUUUCAUACUCCCUCCUCUGUUCCAACACUGGGUUUCGUCCACUAAUUCAUACACCAGUUAGGAUGUCGCCUAUCACGUUACUGGAGGACAGGUUUGAUCCCAAGAAUGUCAUACACAAAAAUUGUUACUUUUCCUACGUUUUCCUCAUAUCGAUUCUUUCGAACGGAUCGGAUAGUCAGGAGAUUCCUUCGAGUGCCAGAUUGUUACGGUUGAACGCGGAUGACAAACAUGCUAUAGAUGUGAUGCUCGGACCCCUGCGUUCGCGAGAGUUUCCCGCUCCAAUUCGAACUCUUCGUCGCACAAACAGACGCCCCGAUCUAGGCUUUCUCAGAUCGUCGCCAAGCUGGUCCUCAAUCAGGCUUCCAGCCGCACUACACAAAACAUCCUCCACCUUAACGCUGAGCUCAGCCUCAGUCAUGUCGCAAACCUCUAACGGUGAUCAAUACAGUGCUACAUCAUCGAGAGAUCCAAGAAGGACCUUGACCCGAAGUCAGUCAUUACGUGAUGUCUUCAGAAAUGUUUUUAAGCGUACUAAAUGA
Messenger RNA from Kuraishia capsulata CBS 1993, 2220 nucleotides. RefSeq lists its product as uncharacterized. The record is from RefSeq and is a predicted model, not a curated record. Bases 1 to 2220 code for a protein of 739 amino acids. NCBI's taxonomy places the organism in Eukaryota, Fungi, Ascomycota, Pichiomycetes, Pichiales, Pichiaceae. Gene Ontology annotation, cellular component: cytoplasm. The transcript has a single exon. Gene Ontology annotation, molecular function: guanyl-nucleotide exchange factor activity. Gene Ontology annotation, biological process: regulation of GTPase activity.